This is a messenger RNA of Enterobius vermicularis (human pinworm), 750 nucleotides long. The record is from the annotation of a GenBank genome assembly. NCBI's taxonomy places the organism in Eukaryota, Metazoa, Nematoda, Chromadorea, Rhabditida, Oxyuridae.
AUGGACGUGUCUCCUGGGGCUUCAGUGUCUGGUAUCUGUGAGAUAGGAUCUAAUGAAACGCCUGUCGUUUCGCAGACUGAUAAUCAACCGGAAGAAGAAGGCGAGGAAGAGUGCGGAUGGUUUCAAAGAUACCAGGAAUUUGCGGUGCAUGAGUUGCCGGCUUUUGAAAUGAAGAACCUAGUGGUUGAUUACCUGAUUUCUGAGGGUUAUAGAGAAGCAGCUGAAUUAUUGUGCGCUGAUGCUGGGAUCUCAUUUCCGAAAGAUGCUGCGGAAAACUUAGAUGCUCGAAUGGCUAUUCGUGAUGCAAUUGUGGAGGGGAAAAUUGACGAGGCGAUCAAGAAGAUAAAUGCAUUGGUGCCGGACUUGCUUGACGACAAUUCCUUGCUCCAUUUACAGUUACUUCAGCAACAUUUGAUAGAGCUUAUAAAACAGAGAAAGUUGGAAGAGUCACUCAAAUUCGCUGAAGAUUUUCUGGUUGAUAAAUGCGAAAAACAUCCUGAAGCCCAAGAGAAACUUGAAAAAACGUUUUCGUUGUUGGCAUUUGAGAAACCAGAGGAAUCGCCCUUUUCUUCACUGGUCGAAGUUAGCCAUAGGCAAAUGGUCGCAACAGAAGUAAACAGUGCUGUUCUUAAAGCUUUACAUAAGCCUGCGGUUCCUCGUAUUGAAGCGUUGUUUCGUAUGAUAGUUUGGGCCGCUCAGCAGUUGAAGCAAGAUACCGAGUCAGCAGAAUCAAACGAAAGUUUUAAGUAG